Messenger RNA from Paramecium tetraurelia, 651 nucleotides. RefSeq lists its product as uncharacterized. The record is from RefSeq and is a predicted model, not a curated record. Lineage: Eukaryota; Ciliophora; Oligohymenophorea; Peniculida; Parameciidae. The transcript has 4 exons.
AUGAAUGAAUAAAAAUUAAGGGAAAUGAUGAAGAUCUACACUGUUUCAAAAUAGGUUAACAAAAAGGCUGAAAAGAAUUUUAUCAAAUUUUCUAGUUAAUAUUAUAAAUUGCAUAAGAAUGACAUGACUCCAGAUUUAUUGAGCGAGGUCAAUUCUCUAAGAACAAUAAUCAAAUCUGAUAGAGUGGCAUUUUCUACUUAAAACUCUCCUCAAGUUAGUCCUCGUCUCACAAGCAAUCAUAUGUUUAAUUUCAAGGAGGAGAAGCCAACUCUGAAUUCCAUUUACUCAGACGACAAGCAUUAGGAUAUAUACAAUCUCUACGUCGAUGAGAUAAACGAUCUCAAAUAAUGUUAGUGUAUAAUUUAUAUCUAGAACUCCAUUAAGCCAAUUCCAUAAUAAAAUAAUAAAAAAGUGAUCACGAUAAAAAGGUCUAAGUUAGAAUAGGAGAGAGCGAGAGUUAAUGAUCUCACUUAAUAAUCUAAUUAACUGUAAAAGUCAAGUGUGUCUAUGCUCAAUUGCAGCUUGGAUCAAAGGAAAUAGACCUUGAAUUCCGAGUUGAAUAAGGAAUAGAGUAGAGAAUUGUUUAAAUCUGAAAUCUGCAGGGCCUUAGAGAAGUACAACAACAGCAAGUAAGAUUAGAGUAAUAAGUGA